AGGGUGGGGGUGCGGCGUUGCUAGGAGACGCGCCUGUGUGACCCCAGCCUCGCGAGGGCGGCUCGGUGUCAUCGCUGCUGGCCUCGGGAACUUGCCUCGCGGAAGUGGCCCCCAGGCCUGGUUUGGGGACGCGGAGUUGCCGUUUGGAAGCCCAUUUGAGGCUUUUGUGAAGCUUUCGGAGCCCGGAGUGUAAAUGGGAGGUGGUCGGGGCAGUUCCGGGGGCGAGAGGCGUCUGGCUGGGGAAGGUCACCCAAACGAGGCACCGGACAGGAACGGAGACUUUCUAGGACAGUGAGAGCCAACUUCCUAGUUCCCUCGAUCAACAAACUUGAGAGUAAGACGGGAGGCCUUGGUCCGUAACUCUUCAUUCGAGUGCAGGAGAGAGUUAACAAGUAAAUCAAUAACGAAGAUACCAGCAAGUGAGAAAUGCCCCAAAGACCGGAUGAAGUUAUAGAAGAUGGGGGGAGGGCCACUCGAAAUCCGAUGACAACAGCAACACGACAAGAAGUUCUUGGCCUCUACCGCAGCAUUUUCAGGCUUGCAAGGAAAUGGCAGGCGGCCUCGGGGCAGAUGGAAGACACCAUCAAAGAAAAACAGUAUAUACUAAAUGAAGCUAGAACACUGUUCCAGAAAAACAAAAAUCUCACAGACCCAGACCUGAUUAAACAGUGUAUAGAUGAAUGCACAGCCAGGAUUGAAAUUGGGCUGCAUUACCAGAUUCCUUAUCCCAGGCCAAUUCAUCUGCCUCCAAUGGGCCUCACGCCACUACGAGGUCGGGGACUUCGAAGCCAGGAGAAACUGAGAAGACUUUCCAAACCAAUAUAUCUCAAAUCUCAUGAUGAAGUUUCCUAAUCCAAGAAGAAAGUUUAUUUCUGGGAAUGAUGAGCCAGCUAGGUCUUGAAUGUAAACCAAAUGGCAAAACACUUCUUGAUGAGGGGCAAAAAUUCAAAUAUCUUCGUAAAACCUCCAAAACUGAUUCUCACCCCACAAUGUAAGCUCACAUAUCCCCAGAGUUUGCCCGGGUCUUACUGCCUGAGUGGAUGGCAUUAACCCUAGAUGUCAUGGGCCUCAUAUCCUCACUGAAGUCACCUUUGGAAACAAGACUAAGCCUGUGGGAGGAUGGCUGAAGGGUGAGAAAGCUUUUCGUGGGAAUGCCAUUCACCACAUGUGCCAGCUCGUGCAAAAAACUCAGCCAGUUGCUUGAAUUUCUUACGGCUACUGUAAAACUAUGUACCACUCUCAGGAUUUUUUUUCAAGUUUAGAUUUACUUUAAAGUGGGGUUUUUUGUGUGUGCUUUUUUUGUUGCCUUUUGACCCUUCCGAUUUCCAGAUAAACUCCCCUUAAAAAGUACGUCAUUGGAUUGAUCAUGGUUUUUCAUGGAAAUUUUAUAUGGAACUCAUUUCUGUCUUAGUUAAAUGCGUAUGUUUAUCUUAUCUUAAAGCCUGUGAUUACUUAGGCUGCACUUAGGAUCUGAAAAGCUCACUUGAAACUUGUACUGCAUUCAUUAUGAGUAUUUUACUGUAACAUAAUUGAAAAGUACAAGGUCCAAGCUGGCUUUCAAAUUAUGUCUAAAGAGAAAUGGGACAAAUAUAGAUGAAAAUAUAAAGGAUUUACAUCCCUGAACCCCUAACUGGAGUUAGGCGAAAGUCCAUGCCAAGUCAUUUGUACAUCAGUGUCAUUCCCUCUUACCUACGAAGAAGAUGGGCAUCACCAAUAAAGGCAAAUUUCUAUCAA
This is a messenger RNA of Lemur catta (Ring-tailed lemur), 1734 nucleotides long. RefSeq names its product LYR motif containing 1 (gene LYRM1). The transcript has 4 exons. Lineage: Eukaryota; Metazoa; Chordata; Mammalia; Primates; Lemuridae. The record is from RefSeq and is a predicted model, not a curated record. The coding region runs from base 427 to 852 and encodes 141 amino acids. Gene Ontology annotation, cellular component: mitochondrion.